This is a messenger RNA of Oreochromis aureus, 2182 nucleotides long. RefSeq names its product high affinity immunoglobulin gamma Fc receptor I-like. Bases 1307 to 1990 code for a protein of 227 amino acids. Gene Ontology annotation, molecular function: transmembrane signaling receptor activity. The record is from RefSeq and is a predicted model, not a curated record. NCBI's taxonomy places the organism in Eukaryota, Metazoa, Chordata, Actinopteri, Cichliformes, Cichlidae. Gene Ontology annotation, biological process: cell surface receptor signaling pathway. The transcript is spliced from 4 exons.
UCUUUUAUUAUGACAUAAACAGUAAUAAUUGUGAAAAGGACGGUCAGUCAUUCCAUGUCACAUAACACGGACCUUAUAUAAUGAUUUUUAACUUCAUAUAUCAAAUACUUUUCAAGAUACUUUAUAAAAAUAUCACAUUGCAAAAGACACAUAGUGACAGUUCCUGAAUUGUACUGUACAUGAAACAUAAACAUAAAAUUCUCAGACACAAAAAUAAAGAAAGUCUUUUUUUCAUUCAACUUUCCUGUAUGAAUUAAUGCGACUGCAGUGAUGCAGAUGCUGACGGAUGCCGGUCCGUCAUGGUGAAGAGAGAGCCGUUGAUUUAUCAGUCGAUCUGCAUCCCCACCCUCACCCAUUCUCACAAACUCUGGCUUUGACCGAAAGAAUAAGAUUGUGGAUGCAAACGACGGAAGUGAGUUUUCUCCAAGGUGUGGCUGUCAGAGUUAGCCAGAGAUAGGGUGAGGAGUUCGGCAAUCUGCUAUUCAUCCAUCUGGUAGAGCUGCUAUUCCUCCAUGUUAAAUUAACCAGUUGAGGAUGCCUGUUAAAGAAGCCUACUGGAGCUAGGUGUUUCGGGCAAGUCCCACUGAAAGAGGUCUCAGGGAAGACCAAGGACAUGCUGCAGAGAUUCUAUAUCUCGGCUGGUCUGGGAGCACCUUCGUGUUUCCCAGACCACUCGGGGGCCUGAAAGCUAAAGGCGCUGCUUUCCAUUUUACUUUUAAAACAAGUAACAGAAACUCAGUUUUGCUUAAAAAAAUAAUGAAUAAAAUCUGAAGCAAUGUUAUUUUUAUUUUGACGGUGGGUUUUAGAAAGAGUGACGUUGUCAAGAAGGAAACCACUUUUGAUGAUAUCAAAUUAUCCAGGUAAAGACAUUGAUUCUCUUAAAAUGUUUCUCCCAAUCAAAGCACUAUGUUCACAUGAGCCCUAUUGCCCAAGGAUCUGAAAUUGGACUCUUAAGCAGACUUUUCAUAUUUUUGUAUUUUAUUAGCAGAGGUUAGCUUGGGCCCCAUCAGGAUCCUGGAUUCUGGUCCUGAAGGUCUCAUGAUUAAUGCCCACCCUGAAUCUGCUUUCUCCUCCUUUACAGUUGUAACUCCAUGUGUUGCUGGCGACCUUUGUUCUAACAAUUUCCUCUUUCUGUCCUCCAGUUUAUCUGUCUGCCAGUCCAAACUUUCAGCAGUUCUUCAGUGGACCCACAUCUGUGUCUUUGGGCUGCGUUGAUGAUGAGGAUGGACAGGAAGUUGACGGAUGGACGGUGAGGAGGACCAGAGGAGGACUCACUGAGGACUGUGGAGCAGCUGAAGACUUUGUGAUGAUUGACAGUUUGUGUCUUCUGGAUCGUAACUCGUCCUACAGUGGAAACUUCUGGUGUGAAAGCUUAUCUGGAGAGAAGAGUGAUGAAGUUACCAUCAGCGUGUCCAGUACAGAAAAAAAAGGUGUGAUCAUGGAGAUCCCUGUACUUCCUGUGAGACCAGGAACUGGUGUCAUUCUACAAUGCAAGAAGAAGAACGGUGACACAGUUCCAUCUUAUUUCUUCAUGAAUGGACGUCUCGUUGGACCUGGAUCUACAUCGGAGUACAACAUCAGAAGAGCCCAGUACUCUGAUGAAGGUCUCUACUGGUGUGCUACUGAUACGUUUGGAGAAUCUCCUCAGAGCUUUCUGAGGGUCAGAGGGUCUCCUAUAACGUCUCUUAAAACAUCCGUCUCUCCACCUCCAGUUUCUGAGACCAAUUCUUCCCUUUCCACUUUGCUUCUUCCAAACAAUUCUUCCUCCCCUCCUCCUCCUCCUCUUCCUUCUUCUCCCUCUGUGUCUUGGAUCAGAGUCAUCUGCCACCUGUUGGCCUUCUGCCCGUACUGCAUCUGCACCAUCCUGCUCCUGUCCAUCUGCUGCAGCAGGAGCUCAGGUAACAAACAUGCUGUCUCCAUGGAGACGCCCCUGCGUGACGCGGAGUAUGAUGACAUUGUUGCUGAUGUCACCACUGAGCAUGUCUUCUAAGCUGAUAGAUCCUCUGAGGAAUCUGAAAGUGUCCAAAGCUGUAAACUCUGUUCACUGAUCAAUCAAUAAGCUGUCAAAUUGAUUUCUGAAGUAUUGAAUCAAAGUGUAAAAACAUGAAUCUGACUAUUUUAUAUUCACAGCUGUUUGUUUCUGUGAUGUUUUUGUGCUUUAACUGGAUCCAACCACAAUAAA